GCGGGCCCGCAGGGAGUCGCUUUGGGGAAGAGUUUACAGUACACCGACGUCGCACAGCCUGCAGGUUCAUUCUUGUUAACUCAGCCCAGCAUGUGACUGCCGAUAAGUCAUAUCACAACAACUCCCAUCACUUCGCUCCAUCUCUUCCUGUAUGGCUGUGUUUUCUCUGCUCGCGUCCAAAGGGAGUGAAGCUCGCUGAAGGUUGCGCUGAAAACCUUUGGAGAUGUUCUGGUUCACGCAGGGGCUUUGCUUCCUGCCCGCGUUUCUGGUCGUCUGGUCCUCCUGCACUUUCAUCGUCUCCUAUAUUAUUGCGCUCUUUAGACGCGAUGUGGAUAUUAUAUUCCCCUAUAUAAGUGAUACGGGUGCAAAUCCACCUGAGAGCUGCAUUUUUGGCCUUAUGACCUUCAUUUCUUCAUGUGCAGGAACUGCCACCAUUUACGCCAGAUAUAAAUAUGUGGAGAAGCUGAUCGAGCAGAAUGGCCUGGUCAAACCGCGCCUGAAUCAAGCCGCGCUCGUGUUUGGGUUUGCCGCCUGUUUUGGGAUGUGCGUCGUUGCUACUUUCCAGGAAACAGCAGUGACGAUAGUCCAUGAUAUCGGGGCGCUUGUGUUUUUCGUCUGUGGAGUUGUUUACAUAAUCCUGCAGUCUGUAAUAUCUUUCCAAGCGUCUCCUUAUGGGUCGUCCACCUGUGUGUGUUGGAUCCGUUUGUCCAUCGCAAUAGUUGCUGCAGUUGCAUUUUUUCCCACUGUGGUGUGUGCGUCUUUCGUUAAACAAACCACCCUCCACUGGGACACACAUGACAAAGAUUAUUCGUACCAUGUCGCCAGCGCCGUGUGCGAGUGGGUCGUUGCCUUCAGCUUCGUCUGCUUCUUCCUCACAUACAUUAACGAUUUCAAAAUGUUUAAGUUGCAAGUGAGGACAGAAUAUGAGGACUAGACGAUCGCCGACGUCAUUUCAACGAAUUUGUGUACUAAAUGCAAUUUUUUUGCACUGGAGCUUUUUAUACAAUCAUAUAUUUUUGCUACUUGAAUUGUUUCACAUAAUAUUUUCCUAUACCUGAUCAUUACCAGUGUAUUUUUUUUUUUUUUACCUUUUUAUACAAUCAUUUUAUACACGUAUUAACUUUUUCCUGUUUAAGCACCACUUUGCACUUUGACUGUUGCCACAGCAUCGUGACACAUCCUGUGAGACCAGUGGCCACUAAUAAGAGAAGUUCAUCACACAUUUCACAUGUGACACAUGCAGCGCUUGAGGGAAAACGAAAAAACCAUGAAAAAUGAAUCGAGGUUCUUAUAUUUUGUGCUUCCUUUGUAUGUACUGUACGACUGUGUUCAAGUUGUUUUUUAAAAUAAGUUAAACUUUUGUUGCAGUAGCAGGAGAAAGUUUAGACGAGUAUUUAGUUGUAUCUAUCCUGUCUUACUUGUUUUUACCAUUUUAAAAAGCAGCCAAGCGUGUGACGUCAAAUAUAUACCCUAAGGAAACAGGAAGUCAUGAAUAGGCUUAUUGAAACUGUAGAUACUUUGAUCCACUAAAAAGGUAGAACAGACAAAAAUGUUUAAUCUCUUGUUAAACAUUUUUGUUAAGGAGGAAACAAUUGUGCCAAUUUUUUUUUUGGUGGUAAAACAAUUUCUUAACACUGGAUAAAAUUUGUUUAGUGUUGAGAAUUUUUCAAUGCUUAUGCUCAUUGGAUUUUUCUCAAUUUUUCAGUGUGAGAUUACACUACUGCAACCAAAGGUUAAUUUAUUUUAAGCUUUUUAUGCAUCGAAGAUCGCUGACGGCAGAGUAACCUGACGUAUACUGUACGUAAAAAGACAAUCAUAAUCUCCUGAAUUUAGCUCACCAAGAAGAGACUGAAAACUUACUGUGACACAAAGUAAUAAAAAAAGUACGGUAUGGAAUAUUUUUUAAAAAUAAAGUGCCUUUCUUACAGCGACAAUAAGAAGUGAGACAUGUCCAGUCUGCAUAUAAACUCGUCCAGUUUUUGUACUUAAUGUUUAUUUUUCUUCAAACUUUGAUUAUAAAUCAUCCUACACAGUAUUCCAGUUUAUGUGGACAAAACUCACCUUCACUACAAAUGUUUUUACAAGUGAAAAUGUAACUGUAUCCAGCAAACUACUGCCGUACUUUUGACGAACUGUACUGUAAAGAUUAUUUUAAACAUUUCAAAAAUAAACUGCACGUUUUGUAUCAA
This is a messenger RNA of Poecilia latipinna (sailfin molly), 2189 nucleotides long. RefSeq names its product DNA-damage regulated autophagy modulator 1 (gene dram1). Gene Ontology annotation, cellular component: lysosome. Lineage: Eukaryota; Metazoa; Chordata; Actinopteri; Cyprinodontiformes; Poeciliidae. The coding region runs from base 224 to 934 and encodes 236 amino acids. The record is from RefSeq and is a predicted model, not a curated record. The transcript is spliced from 7 exons. Gene Ontology annotation, biological process: regulation of autophagy.